AUGCCCGUGACGAACACCGGUGUCUGCUGUCACAUACAUAAAUUCCAUGCCAUGCCGACCGGCAUGAUCUUGAGUAGCGUGCUGCUGCUGCUGCCGCUGCUCGCCGCCGGAGCGACGAUCGGCGGCGAAGACCGCGAGGUCUCGAAGCACCGAAACGAGCAGCUGGAAGUGGAGGUCAGCUCUCAUGGCGAUCAAAGGAUGAAGCGAGCGAAGCUCCUCCGUAAGGAAGAGCAUCGACUCCAUGCCUCCCUUCUCUCUGAAGCCGCGUUCUCCACAGCGCGAAGAACAGCUCUCAGUGUCAGGGCGAAAGAGCGGUUCUUGCCGCAGUUUCCCACGGGGCCCGCAACGUGUGCCGGGAGCCAACUGUCGUGCCCUGCGGACGCCAGUGAGGACCCCUGUGGGCAGAUGGAAAACUGUAGCAUCGGCAGCUACCACAACUGCGAGGGAAACAUCUUCAAGAUGUGCAUCCCGAAGAAAGAGGACCCAACAGAGUGUGGCUCAAGCGAAGUGUGCCUACUGCGCUGCACGGGCGUGUUCGCCGAGGAGAAGAGCGAUGGGUCCAAGGGAACGCCUACAUGCUCGGACUUGGCCCCAGAUGUCUGCGACGGGCGCUAUGUGGCAGACAAAGACUACCUCAACAACGGACUGGGUUAUGAAUGCCAGAUCCGAGACGACAAGACCUGCGGGGUCGGCUCGACCUGUGGCGUGCAGAACCCUCCGGAGAGUUUAGGGGAGAAGCAGUGCACAGAGCCGGAGGUCUUCAAGGGUAGCCAGGACGGGACCUGCAAGACCAUGCGAACACGGCCGGGGCACGAGUGCACCACGCGAUGUACAACAGGCUACACGCCGAAUAUCGCGAAGCUUCUCUGCCUGCAAACUGGCGAGUUCAACCCGAAGACCUUCGAAUGCGAGGCCAAUCCUUGUACUGUGAAGCCCGUGGCGAAUGCCUUGGCCAGUGGUUGCAAGGAGGGCCCGAAUACCGGGGACGCAGUGAUUACCUCCGGCGAAUCCUGCACGGUGCAGUGCAAGGAAAAUUUCUAUCCUUCGGAUGAGCUUCUCCGAUGCCAUGCGGAAGUGUUGACCCCCGCGAGCUUUACAUGCGAGGCUCCAUGCGAAGUGCCCAAAGUUGCCAAUGCCGCGCAGAGCGGUCUUUGCAGAGAGGCAGCAGACGGCGAGAAGAUCUUGCCUUUCACCUCCUGCACUACGCAGUGCGCUGCGGGCUACACUCCCUCCGUGGAGAGCCUGAGCUGUCGCACAGGGACUUUCACACCAGCGACCGAGACGUCCAAUUCAGGCUAUGCCGACGCCAUGGCGGUGUCACCCAUCCGAGAAGCGAAGACCAUGCAGUACCACGAGUUCGUGUCUUUUGAAACGUACGUCUUCGAUUGCGACGGAGUUCUUUGGGGCAUCUCCGACGAGGAUUCGAAGACCUCCGUUUCCACGGUGAAUCAUCUCCUGAGUCUCGGGAAGCGGGUGAUGUUCGUCACGAACAACUCCAACAAGACACGCUCUCAAUUUCUUCAGCAGCUGGAAGGAAAAGGCUCCGCUGGCGAGGGUCCACAGUGUUAG
Messenger RNA from Symbiodinium sp. CCMP2592, 1569 nucleotides. Lineage: Eukaryota; Dinophyceae; Suessiales; Symbiodiniaceae. The record is from the annotation of a GenBank genome assembly.